GAUAAUCGUUCCCUUUAAUUUUCGUCGUUUACAAAGUAAUUGGACAAAUUCUGUGGGAUACUCAAUGCGCCGUUUAUUAGAAACCGCAAACGGGAUAUUAUUCGGCACGACACGGUGCGUAAAAUAAUCUUUUUGGGGUCAAACAAAAGUUAUUUUAAAAUAGCUUUAGAUAACAGGCACAGGAAAGUGUUCAUAACGGUGUGUUAAUUUAUGCGCCGGCAUCACAGGGGAAACCGCGGUGAUUGUGCGCCAGAAACCACAGAACACUAAAAACAUUUCAAAGAGUUCGCGGUUCUUGUAUACCCCGAACAACCCCGAUAUUUUCCGAGUCGGAUUCACCCGACAGAGACGGAACAUUUGCUGACAUGGCGUCGUAAGAGUGUUGUGGUGUGAAGUUAUCCUGUUCGGGGAUUCAAGCCCUUUUGUUUUUUUCACGGUGACACGUUCGAAAAGUGUUUCCCAAACCAAACAAAAUUCCGCCUGAUCCGCCCAUGUCUGGUUUACCUUACCGGUAUCCACCUCAAUACAACCAGCCAAAACCGGCCGCCACCGCACCAGCCAGUAUGUCAACUCAACGUUUCUGUCUAAGAUGGAACAACCAUCAGUCAAACCUUCUCUCAGUAUUUGAUCAACUACUUCACGACGAGAGUUUUGUGGACGUAACCUUAGCAGUUGAAGGCCAACUUCUGCGGGCUCACAAGAUGGUACUUUCGGCUUGCAGUCCAUAUUUCCAGGCCCUAUUCGUCAACCAUCCUGACAAACACCCUAUAGUUAUAUUAAAAGAUGUUCCGUACAGCGACAUGAAAAGUUUGCUAGACUUUAUGUACAGGGGCGAAGUUAGUGUGGAUCAAGAUAGAUUAACGCACUUUCUGAGGGUAGCGGAAAGUUUAAGAAUCAAGGGCUUGACCGAAGUGAAUGAAGAAAAAUGUGAUAAUAUUGCUUCCUCCCUUAGCCAACAGAAUUCAAAUCAUGUGCCGAAUUUACAAAGGAUCCAGCAGAAUAAAAGAAUUGCCGGAAAUUUCAAUAUGCUGGGCAAUUAUUUGAUGCAACCAAAACGGAAACGAGGUAGGCCAAGAAGGUUGUCGGGAAAUUCAAACGGAGACGAUACUGAUAAUAAAGAUUCUUUAGUGCAGGGUAGUCCAGAAAUGUUGGAAGUUAAAAUGGGUAUGGAUGGUUUUACUGGAAGUAAUUCCGAUGGGAGUACAGGAAAAGAAGAAGAAGAUAUAAAAGGAGUCAAAGAAGAACCAGAGGAACCCAUAGCGGGUACUUCUAAUGAUACUAGGAGUGCAGAAGAAAUUCAAGCCGAUUCAAUGACGCCGCAACAACUGCUAACUCCUAAAAUAGAAGUAGAUGAAAAUUUCGACUCCAACUCGGAUCAACAGCCGACGCCCGAGUCCAGUCGGAUGGGCACGCCGGACAGCGUUAUCAACAAUAACAACAACACGAGUACUCCAUCCACGAGUACAGGGACCGGGACCCAUACAAUGAGCGCCCCGCCCAACAGGCCACCGCCGAAAAGGAGGAUACGCCGUAGGGCGACAUCUCAAAGUCAAGACCCGGCGGAACAGCUUACCGAAAUGUCCGUAAGGGGUCUGAACUUAUUUCGUUACGCGUCGAUAAACGAAGGCGUUUAUCAGUGCACGGAAUGCGCCAAAGUCGACGUCACAAAGACAUUUAAGAACAAGUAUAGUUUUCAAAGGCACGCGUUCUUGUAUCACGAAGGGCAACAGAGGAAAGUGUUCCCGUGUCCCGUUUGCCAGAAGGAAUUCUCCCGGCCUGACAAAAUGAAAAAUCACAUGAAAACAGUGCACGAUUGUUUCAUGCCUAAGGACGCGGUCGUGAACGACGUGGUGUUUCCGCCGAUGGGUUUCUUCCCAUCGAUAUGAAUAACCGAGAUUGAGCAAUAGGUUCGAUACAUGUGGUGCUACUACUUUUGGGUCGACUGUAAUCAAAAUUUUAUCAACAAUUUAUAUAAAGUACAACAGUAGGACUAGUUUAAGGUAUGUGAUUAACCGGCUGCGAUUCUGCGGUUAAAAAUGGCCUUUAAGGUCUUUGUAAUUAGUAGUUUUAGUCGAUGGACCUUCCUGCUAAGCAGCGAGUAAUCGAGCAACAAUAACGUACUAUACUUUUGGUUUAGAAUUGAAUUUUGCGUUCAUUUCGUUAUGGAAUUAGCUAGGGGUCUUUAGGACGUGCUCCGCAAUUUUCAUAUAAAAAGAUUGGCUGUUCUUUGCAUUGGAGUACCAGUCGCGGUUGCUCUGAGGUCGAUUAGGGAAGCUUCCGGCCUUUUUGACUGAUUUUAUAUUUCGCUCUUGAUCGGCUGAAUCUUUCAGUUUCAAACGGAAUUGUAUAAUUAUGUAUUAAGUGCUAUUAGAACCAGUCCAAAAGGUCUCUGUAUAUUUUGACAAAAAUAAAAACAAUCGCAGGGCACGAGUUUAAAAUUAGAGUAUAAUUUUUAUUUAAGAUGUUCUUGUUACAUAGCACAGACAUUAGGGACAAUAAUAUUAGUUGCAAAUCAUAUAUCGCCGCGUGGCGCACAAAUCUAUAUACCACGUUUAUUAUUGAGGAUAGUUAAACUUUUAAUUUAGGUGUUGGGACAAGGAAAACAAUAACCAUUUACUUUCUGUUUUUUCUUUAUUUUCAAAAGAGCCGUUGUAAUUGUUAUUUAUUUUUAUUUGCUCUAAGCUUUGUUUUUCUGUUGAUUAAUUCUACUUUAGAGUUUUAAGCGAUCGGCAAUUAUUCUAUCUAUACAAUAAUCGUUUUUAUAGAUGUUUUCUUUUCUAUAUAUUAUAUAUCAGAUUUUUAGCUUUCAAGGCUAUGGAUUUUCUUCCUGUAACUUUCUACAUAGACUUGAUAUGGGAUCAAAGAUUUCAAUUUUAUGAAGAGAUGGUUCAACUGAAAAACAAUUAUGUUCUAAAGGAUAUAUAAACAUAAGAAAUGUCUUAAGUAGGAAAAACUAACCUACAUUUCUGUUUAAUGUAAUAAUUAUUCUAAUAAACAAAUAUACUGCACUUGAAAAACGAGUUAGAGCACAAAAUAAGCAAUCAAGCAAAAUCCAUUAUUAAACAAUGGUUGUGGCUAAAACCAAAUUGUUGCAUUUCUAUUCUUGAAAAUUUCUAUAAAUUAAAUUUGAAUUAUCAAUGUCAUCAAAAGAAUUUUUAAUUAAAACCAUUAGAUUGUUGAUAGCGUUCCUGUAGAGAUUAAAACAUUAUCGCGAACGUAUGUGUUACUGUAAUUUUCCUUUGGCAUUUGUUAAGGGUACGUUAAAUUAAAUGUAUUAAAUUUUCAUUAAUCUUUUCUCCAGAGAAAUUUUUGAAAAUUUUAGAGCCAAAUAGAUUUUAUUUAAUAAUAUUGUAACACAGUUGUGGAAAUAGCGAUGUAUUUUUAUUAAUUGAAUAUUUUAAACAAAAUAGAACAAUAAAAAUAUUUCAAUUUGUAAAAUUGAAAUAACAAAAUUAAUAUAGCAAAAGGAUGCAAUAAGAAAUUUUAAGGAAUUCCUCAUAAAUGAGCUCAGAAUAAAUGUUGCAUAUAAAAAGUGAAAAAAUGCUUAUAUGGAUUUUUGGUGUAGAUUAUACUUUUUUUUAAGUUAGGGCAGUUAAGUAAAGGUGGAAGCUAAAUUUUUAUCGUUUCGAAUUGAUGUAGUUGCCUAAAUAUUUCAAUUUAUUUCAAAAAAAGAGACUUCUUUGUUUUUUCUUGUAACCAAUUAAAAUCAUCAAAUAUUGUGCCUUGAAAGUGAAAACAAUGUGAUCAUACUUUAUACUGUGCAAAUUGUACAAAACUAUAGAUAUAUAAUAUCAAAUGAUAUAGAUUUAGAUAUGAAAUAUCUAGUGCAUAACGUUAAUAAGAACGCUGGCAAUAGUUUAUAAUCACAGUGUGAUAGCUUAUUUUUUCGUUCUAUUAAUUUCGAUUUGUUAGGCCCUGGCCAGUUUUGUCACAGUUCUUCCAAUAAGGUUGCGAUCAAGAUAAAUCAAUAACCAAAAUGAGCAAGCUGAUCGUAAUCCUUUGUUUAGUAAUCGUAGGCUACACUAAGUGCAAUUAAUAUAGUUAUAUGCUAAUGUUGGUAGUUUUUAAGCCAUUGUUGAAAAGUCUCUUUAAAACAUGCCUUUACCCAUUGCUGCCUGUUUGUCUCACUGGUUAAUAGUGGUAAAAAUUUAUUCAAAUGAAUCUCCUGUUUAUUUAUGUAAUACAUAAACACAUACAUACAUACAUUGAUAGGAUUACUAAGGAGACUUUUUGAUUUGAAAUAUUUAUUCAAUGAGCAAAUUGUAAAUUUGCCAGUCUUGUUAUUUUUUUUUAAUUUUAUUUUAUAAGAUUCCGAGAUCAUUUAUAUUUUUGCAAUUUGGAAGCAAUUUAUAUCUUUUUUAGUUUAAGUUUUCUAUAUGCUUUAAUUAAUAAUUAAUCUUUGUAAGUGAAUUAUUAUACAGAUAAAUUUAGUUGUUUACUAUCCCUUCUAGGUUUAAUCUGUUAUUAAAAAACGAGAAAAACUGAAUGUAUUGGUGCGACAUAUGUAUUAUAACCCAUGUUUAACUUAAAAGUUUACACAUUAAGAAAUAAU
Cylas formicarius (sweet potato weevil) is the source of this 4552-nucleotide messenger RNA. It is a transcript of the gene Ttk, whose product is annotated as protein tramtrack, alpha isoform-like. Gene Ontology annotation, cellular component: nucleus. Gene Ontology annotation, molecular function: protein binding. NCBI's taxonomy places the organism in Eukaryota, Metazoa, Arthropoda, Insecta, Coleoptera, Brentidae. The record is from RefSeq and is a predicted model, not a curated record. The transcript is spliced from 3 exons. The coding region runs from base 492 to 1886 and encodes 464 amino acids. Gene Ontology annotation, biological process: regulation of transcription by RNA polymerase II.